CCAGUCUGUCCACUGCAGCUUUAUCUAGCAAUUUAGAGAGGACAUUCAUACAAAUGACAAACAGAGAAAGUGAUAACGUGCAACCUUGUCUCCAACCUUGUCUCAGCCCUCUUCUACUGUUGAAGUAACCAACUAAUUUUCCAUUUACUUGGACUUAUAAUGAUGCUGUAGAUACACAUAGAUGAAUCCAGUGUAUAUACUUUGCAGGAAAUCCCAAAGCUUCCAAUGUUGUUAAUAGAAAUGACCAUUGUACUGAAUCGAAGACCUUGGAGAUAUCAAUCUUCACGGCACAUCUAGGAGAAAUCUCUGUCUUGUGGUAAUCUUUUACAAGUUCAGUUGCUAAAAGAAGGUUCUCCAUCAACAACCUAUCUUUUACAAAUGUGGAUUGAUUUACAGAGUUAAACUUUGGCAUAAUACCCUUCAGACAAUUUGCUACGAACUUUUGAUAUCACCUUAUACAUGACAUUGCAACACGAGAUUGGUCUAUAAUCUUUCAUCUCCGUAGCUCUUUCCUUUUUCGGUAUCAAGGCAAGAAUAGCUGAGUUGAUACCUUUUGGAAUGAAGCCUUUCAGAAAGAAAGAUUGUACCGCCUUAACAAUAUCAUUUCUCACUAUCGACCUAGCAAACUUGAAAUGUUUUGUAGUGUAUCCAUCUCGACCAGGUGAUUUGUUGGAUGGCAUAUUAAAUACUACUGCUCUUAUCUCCUCUUCUGAAACCCCACUUAUCAACAUCCUUUGAUCUUCCUCAGUGAAUCUAAACUGGAGUAGAUUCUGAAGAAUCUCAACUGCUGGUGUUUCAUACUCAUGUGACAUAUAGGCAGGGGCGGACCCACGUUGAAGGUGGUGGGGUCAGCUGACACCACAAAAAAAAUUCCUUAUUAAUAGCAUGAAUAAAAUAAAUUGAACCUACAAACUUUUGAUUCUCUAAACCCACAAAAAAAUGUUUGGACCCACAGGCUAAAGCCCAACAUAUUUGGCGAUGGAUCUAACAAUUAGAAAAAUAAAUUUUAAAAAAUUUUGUUUCCUAAACCCUUUUAACAUAUUUAACCUAUUUUUUUCUCUGUUUCUAGAAUAGAUUUUUUAUUGUCUUUUCAACUUCCUUCUCUUCUCUUCUCCAAAUCCAUAGUGCAUUCUAUGUAAACUCAGAUUUUACAAUUAAGCUUUUAUAUUAUUGUCUUCUACUAACGUUAAUCAAUUACUAGGUGAUAACCCGCGCCCUACGUGGAGGUGAGUAGAUUUAAAAAUAUUAUCUUUCAAUUUGUAGACAUAAUAAAGGUUAAAGUCAUAGUAAGAAAAAUAUAUGUAAGAAAAUACGGGUUAUAGCUAAGAAUUUUAGUAUGUCAAUAUAAAUUUAUAUGUGAUCGACUUUAAAAUUAAAUUGUAUAUUUGUUUGCAUAAAGGUAAAUUAUAAAUAUAAGAUUAAAUGAAACAUAAGCAAUAGUUUAAUAAAAUAUGAAAGGAACAAUGUAUCAGAAAACAAAAGAAAAUAAAAAAAAUAGAGACAAAAUAACUGUUGUCAAUAAUGUCUUUAGAAGUCUUCGUUUGCAAUCCUAUUAUGAGCAAUAAAAAGAGAUCAUCUUGCGAAAUUAAACAUAUUAUUUUAAAAAAUCCUCCCUUAGUUUUUUGUGUUUGCUAGAAAUAUAAUGCUAAAGGAGUUUAGAGAAGGAGGAAAUGGAGAGGAGAUGUAAACGAACACGUCUACUAUUUAUAUAUGAACGGAGCCUAGGUCUUUCCUCACCACGCCAAAGUUAAUACUGUAUAUACUACUUGCCUUGUUGUACAAAAUUGUGAAAUGUUUGGAUGUCAAAUAGAUAACAAAAUGAAGUUCUAGUCCCGCAAAUUUAAUUUCAAAAAUAUUCUCCGGUCGAUUAAGGUAAGUGUAAAUCAAAGAUGGACAAUUUGAAAUUCGUAAUAACUUUGAAACUAGAGUUGGACCCGCGCGUCCGCGCGGAAAUUCAUUUUUUCUUUUGAUUCCAUUUUUAUUAUUUUUGGUAAAAUAUGUUUUGGUAUAGUAUUGAUAGGGCAAGCUAAGUUACUGAUUCAUCUGUUGUUGCUGUACAUUACAAACGUCUACAGUUAGAACCAUUUCAAGCGACACUUCCUCACAGGAGGUGUUUUGUUUCCACGUAUGUAAGCAUUUAACUUGAACUCACCAUGAUGUUUUAAAAAGUUUGAGAUUUUUGAGAAAAGUAAAAAUUGUUUUCUUAGACAUGUUUAGUUUGUUUUGUGAAUAAAAAUGCGCUUAAACAUAACAUGAAUGAGAUUAUAUAUUUUUUGUUUCAAGUGUGUAGGUUAAAUAGAAAAUCUUAACUAAAUCAUGAUUUGAACGUAUUGAAAACAGAAUAUACGUUUUUGAUAUUUUUUAAUAUCCAGUCCUUAAAGGUUUAUCAUUUUUUGUUAGCUAAUAUAGGAAAUUUUGAUUUACUAACAAAAUAUAAUAGCAUCCAAUAAGAAUGUAGUUAAAAAGGUAUAUUCGUAUAUUUAGUUAAGUAAAACUUGAUUCACACGUUUCGAAAACAUAAUAUGCAGAUAUUUACGUGGUAAGAUUAAUAUGGUUUUAGUAGAUGUGGUUGUUUAAAAAUAGGGAAGGUAUUUGGAAUGUAAUUGAUUUUAGUAAAAUACGAAAUUAUUAGUUUGUUUCUGUGCAUCGAAAAUAUAUGUAGAUUCUAACUAACCAAAUAAAGUAUUUUAAGUAUAUUUUAUAUUUUAUACAAACCUACUGUUUGAUUCGGAAUUUUUUUGACGAAACCAGAAACAAACCCGACAAUCUAAUCACUGUUUAUUUUAUGUUAUAGGUUUUAUUCAAUUGGUGUAUAAUAGUAGUCAAUCGAAUUAUGAUAGAUUGGUAUUGAUACAGCAUAGAAAACUAAACCGAGGUAUAGUUGGUUAUGAAACACGUUAAUUUCGGGUGAGUAUGUAAAUUUAGUUAAGCUGGUUUAGUAAUAUUGUAAAAUGAUGCUGCUAAAAGGCAGUGGCAGAUUUUGUAAUAUUGAACAUGAAAGAAUGGUUAAUUACCAGUUGAAACACGUUUGUUUUUAUUUCUGCAGACUAAAUUAAACCAAGGCAAUAUUGGAUAACAAACCACGUUAUUUUAGGUGCACUCGGUUUUGAAAAAUUUAUUAUGCAGGGUUAGUAAGUUAAAACGGUUGUGUUUUAAGGAAGUGGCAUAGAAGGGUAAUUAUUCAGGAAAACUCAGGGUCAAAUCUUAUUUGUACUCCUGUUUUAAUAGUUUAGAUGGUAUAAUUUGAUUCAAAUAACAUCUAUGGUACUUAAGUUAAAUCCGUGAUAUAGAAAUUUUUUUUUUUAAUUCAACUUUUUCCUUGAAUACGCUAACAUUCUAAACUUUUUUUGUAUAAUAUAUUCGAUCCCGUGAUCAAGUCAAUUUGAAAUAACCUUUAAAAUUUGAAGCAUUAAUUUUUGGGAAUAAUCCAUUAAUUGUGUUGCUUUGAAUAUAAAAGAUCAUAAAACGAUUUGGCAUAUUAUACUUUGACUAAAUUAAAUCUAAGAAAUGGUCAUGGUACUUUCAUAUGGUCAUGGCAUAUUACCUCUUCGUACCAUGACUAAUUAGCAUUACAAUUGAAGUGAUAAUUAUGGAAACAGAACAAUUAUGGUUAACAUGCAAUGGAGGAGAUUUGAAGCUCAUAUUAGAUUUUCAAAACAUUAUGAUAAACAUGGUUAACUUGUUGGAGGAUGAGAUAUGAACUGCAAUCAUGGUUAUGAUAUUUUCUUACAAAUGGGCGUAUCAAGCUUAAAGAACCAAUUCGAAGUGCAAAGAACUUAAUAUAAAGAAGUUUAAUAGAUUAAAGAACCAAUCGUUUACUUAAGCUUAAAGAAUUAUCACCACACAUAUACUUGGAUAUAUUGUCAAGGUUCUUCACCGAGGAACAUAAUUAUAACAAUAAAGACUCUCUUUGAAUGGUAAUAAAAUGUUUCCUUAUUUAAAGAUCCGAUUUUUUUAAAGAUCCAAAUGUAAUGUUGUGAAGAUAAUUUUGCUCGAAAAUCUUAUAAUAUAAUGUAAUGACCAGUGACAUUUGUUUGUAAUUAGUCUAGUUGAGGAAGGGCUUUUAAAAAAAUGAGGUGAGAGAGCUUGUGGUGAUGACACCUAGGAAACGACACACAUGUAAUAAACACAUGAAGCCAAUGUUAUUUUUUAUCAAUGCUCCUCAAAUAAUAAAAAAGGGAUAUAUGUACGUUACAACAAUUUAGUUUUACGUAAUUGUUAAUUUUUUAACAAACUCAAUUGAACUUUUUUUUGUUCUUAGUCUACAGAUGAGAAAUUGUCGCUUUUGUUUUGUUUCUAUGUAUAUUAUAUCUUUUUAAUAAUAUAUUUUAUAUUUUUUCAGCAGAAUCAAUGGAAAACUUUGUGAAUUUAAAAAAGAAAAGAGCCAUCCUCGUCUUGUGAUUUAGAUGAUUUACCAUGGGAUCCUGCUGAUCGGAAAAAAUAUCUGAAUACCCUUCAAAUCAAAGAGAUGGGGUAAUUCGUAGAUAUUUGAUUAGAGGUCCUUGCCAACCUCAUGGUCAUAUCUUUAAACAGAAAAUGAUAUCAGGUGCAAUGAGACGAUUUAAUCAUGCUUGGUUUGAUCAGUAUAAGAACUGGUUAGAGUAUAGUAUUAAGAAAGACGCUGCGUAUUGCCUAUGUUGUUACUUGUUUAGAGAUAGUAAUGGAAAAGGUGGAAAAACUGAUGCAUUGAGUAACGAAGGUUUUUCUAGCUGGAAUAAGUUUAGUAGGCUUGCAGAGCAUGUGGGACAAGUUAAUAGCUUUCAUAAUAAUGCAGUUAUGAAAUGUGAAAACUUGAUGAGACAAGGUCAGUCUAUUAAGCAUACUUUGCAUAAGCAGGAUGAUAUUACCAAGAAUGAGUGUCGAAUUCGGUUAAAUGCUUCAAUUGAUGUUUCCAAAUGUUUGUUGCGACAAGGUCUUCCUUUUCGUGGUCAUGAUGAGUCAGAAACAUCUGCUGAUAAAGGAAAUUUUAUGGAGCUUCGGAAAUACACUGCUGAGCAAAAUGAAGCUGUGAGUAAGGUUGUCUUACAAAAUGCUCCAGGAAAUAAUCAGAUGGUGUCUUCGAAGAUUCAAAAAUAUAUUGCGCAUUGCUUUGCAGAAGUAAUCAAAUCUAUUAUUGAAGAAAUUGAUCAUGACGUUUUUUGUUUGCUGGUUAAUGAAUCUGCUGACGUUUCCGAUAAAGAACAAAUGGCAGUAGUAGUUUGGUUUGUUGAUAAAAGUGGGAAUGUCAAAGAAAGAUUCAUUAGCAUUAUACAUGUGGCUGAGACAUCUUCAGCAUAUCUGAAAUCUGCUAUUGAUUCUUUGUUUGCUAAGCUUGGGUUGAGCAUAAAAAUGUUGAGAGGACAAGGUUACGAUAGCGCAAGUAAUAUGAAAUGUGAAUACAAUGGACUAAGGUCACCGAUUUUACGGGAAAACACCUCAGCUUAUUGUGUCCAUUGUUUUGCUCAUCAACUUCAAUUGGUUGUUGUGGCUGUUGCAAAAAAACAUUUUGAGGUUGGAGGAUUCUUUGAUAUGAUUUCUCUAUUGUUGAAUGUGGUUGGAGCUUCAUGUAAGAGAAAGUAUAAGAUUAAAGAAGAUCAUAGAAAAAUGAUUGAGGAAGAUAUUCUUGAUGGUAAAAUCAACACAUGAAAAGUGUUGAAUCAAGAGGUUGCUAUUCAGAGACCAGGGCAGACACGUUGGGGUUCUCACUACAGAACUUUGUUGCGUUUGAUUGAGUUAUUUUCUCCCAUCAUCAAUGUGCUUAAACAUAUUCAGAAUGAGAGCUUGGAAGACUCGAAAAGGCGACAAGCAUAUGGUCUUCUUGUAUACUUCCAGGAUUUUGAUUUUGUGUUUUAUUUGCAAAUGAUGGUUCACCUUUUAGGACUUACAGAUAGCUUAUCCAAAGCUUUGCAACAAAGGGAUCAAGACAUUUUGAAUGCUAUGUCACUGGUGAAGUUAACAAUGAGAUAACUCCAAGAUUUCAGAGAUAAUGGGUGGCAUUCUUUGAUGGAUAAGGUCCUUUCUUUUUGUGAGAAGUAUGAAAUUGAGAAGGUUGAUAUGGAAGAUGAAUUUAUUCACCCAAAGAGACCAAGGAAAAAAACAGGAAUACAAAACAUGCAUCACUACAAGGUCAAUUGGUUAUAUGCUGUUUUGGAUUUGCAACUUCAAGAAUUUAAUGAUCGCUUUACUGAGGUAAACACCGAGUUGCUUACAUGUGUUGCUUCUUUAUCUCCUAUUGGUUCAUUUUCUGAGUUUGACCAAUCGAAGUUGAUGAAAUUAGCCAAAUUAUAUCCAUUGCUUUCGAUCCCGUAAUACCUUGCUUUCCCAUUUUUGAUGUAUCCCAAAGAUCCUGAUCGUCCACCAUUGACUCCGGGAGAUUCCGAUCUGCCAUCGGAACCCUGGAGCCAGCUCUGGUAGAGAGCCUCAGUGCAUAUGUCGUACGAAACCCCAAAUCGGCUCAGAAUCGUCAAAAUCGCAUGCUUACCAAAACGGUGCAAAUGUCAUAGUGUAGCUUUUAUGCUAUUUACGUUUGCAUGAGAGAUAUCUAUGAGACUAUUUCUUAAUGUUUCAAGGGUUUAGAGAUUUGAAUUGGUUUUUCAUUAUGCAAUAUUAGUAAGAGCUCUGACCCCUAAUUUUAAGCCUUCACUGUGUCUUUUUUUUUGUUGCUUAAAUGUGACUACGAAUCUAGGCUUUACUGAUACGUUUCAUGUUUGAUAAUGUUAUGUGUUCAGUUUUAAUUGAUGUUAUGGUUAGACAACAUUUUUACUAGCAACUCAAAUGUUUCACACCAAAACCAUUAGAAUGUUUGAGGAUCUUGAGGAUAUUGAUUAUAUAUUGUCUCUGAUUAAAAAAAGUAUUGAAACGGGAGUGAACCUGAUGAGGAUUGAGAUGGAUAUGUUUGAACUUGAAAUUGGCUAUUUGUCAUGACUCAUGAUGUAUAUGAAGAUGAUGAUCUGAUAGUCAGAGCUUGAGAACAGAAUAAUACAAGAAGAUGAGAUGGGUUAUUAAAACUGUAAUUAAGUGCUUUAUAAAGAUAUUGCAUUUUAAGUAGGUUGUGCUAGACUACUGUUUGAGAAACAAUUCUCAAUAAAAUCUAAUAUAUCUAUAAGUAGCCUUGUCUUUGGUUCAGUUUUCCCACUCUACCAAAAUAUGGGAUAAUUUGGUCUCUUUCCAAGGCGAAUCCAUGAUCAAAAUAUUAGUGAGCUUCUACCAAAUCCUAAGAACAUCUUGAACAGUUUUUGAACCGAGUUUGGUCAGGACUCAUACGAUAAGACCAAAAUCGUCGGUGGGAUAGUUCGAACGCAUUUUCUAUUGAUCGGAAAGUGUUCGGUUUACAAAUGAGGAAAUAAACUGAAAAGUAAGCUGGUGUUCGGAGAGCUGGCCGGAAAGUACAAGUCAACAAGAAUAUAAUGUGUAAACCCUAGUUUCUAGUUGCCAAGUAUGUGUGUGAAUGUUCGGAUCCUCCUUCUCCAUCAGUUUCUUCCUCUCUUUAUAGAUUAGUCUUUCCUUCAUGUAUCUUAGGUCAUCUUUAACCUAAUAGGCUCUGGUCCUUCUCGGGCCGAGCAACUGGACCGACAAAUCGAGCUUUAAGCCGAGCUGGUUCGCCUAUCUUGUGGAGCCAAGCAAAGUAUUUUCAAGCCGGGCCCACACCUUUGGUUGGGAGUCGGUAAGCCGAAGUGAUGUAUCUAUUCAGCUUAGCGGGUCGGAUCUUCUAUUUUAUCGAACUUGUAAAGGGAUAAAAUUCAUCUCCUACAAUAAGCUUCAUGAUUGCUAUUAACAAGUUUUAAUUGAGAAACUAGAGAUUGCCCCGUGCACCCGCGUGGGUAUUGGUUCUUACAUUUUUAUACAUUGAUAUUUUUUUUUUCAUAAUUAGUGUUAUACAUUUUAGAUGUAUCGUAAUAUAACUAAUUGUAUUCAAAAGACUUGGACCGAAUCAGAUAAUAUGGUUAUUUUUAGUACAAAUAUUUAAACCCGUUUCAGGUAAUAUUCAGGUAAUAUGGUAAUAGCCUCUGGUCCUUCUCGGGCCGAGCAACUGGACCGAAAAAUCGAGCUUUAAGCCGAGAUUGUUUGCCUAUCUUGUGGAGCCAAGCAAAGUAUUUUCAAGUCGAGCCCACACCUUUGGUCGGGAGUCGGUAAGCCAAAGUGAUGUUUCUAUUCGGCUUAGCGGGCCGGAUCUUCUAUUUUAUCAAACUUGUAGAGGGAUAAAAUUCAUCUCCUACAAUAAGCUUCAUGAUUGCUAUUAACAAGUUUUAAUUGAGAAACUAGAGAUUUCCCCAUGCACCCGCACAGGUAUUGGUUCUUACAUUUUUAUACAUUGAUAUUUUUUUUCAUAAUUAGUGUUAUACAUUUUAGAUGUGUCAUAAUAUAACUAACUGUAUUCAAAAGACUUGGACCGAAUCAGGUAAUAUGGUUAUUUUUGGUACAAAUAUUCGAACCCGUUUCAGGUAAUAUGGUAAUAGGCUCUGGUCCUUCUCGGGCCGAGCAACUGGACCGACAAAUCAAGCUUUAAGCCGAGCUGGUUCGCCUAUCUUGUGGAGCCAAGCAAGUUAUUUUCAAACCGAGGCCACACCUUUGGUUGGGAGUCGGUAAGCCAAAGUUAUGUUUCUAUUCGGCUUAGCGGGCCGGAUCUUUUAUUUUAUCGAACUUGUAGAGGAGUAAAAUUCAUCUCCUACAAUAAGCUUCAUGAUUGCUAUUAACAAAUUUUAAUUGAGAAACUAGAGAUUGCCCCGUGCACCCGCGCAUGUUUUGGUUCUUACAUUUUUAUACAUUGAUAUAUUUUUUUUCAUAAUUAGUGUUAUACAUUUUAGAUUUGUCAUAAUAUAAAUAAUUGUAUUCAAAAGACUUGGACCAAAUCAGGUAAUAUAGUUAUUUUUGGUACAAAUAUUCGAACCCGUUUCAAAUACAUUUGUUAUUUGAAAAUUUUAAGUUCUAUACAUCAGGACUGAACUCAUCCAGACCCAUAAAUACCUAACUCAAAACCCACAUUAUAAUAUUCAAGCGGGGCCUUCUUUCCAAACAAAAAAAAUGAUACCCGAAAAAAACAACAGAUACCUACAUGGGUAGCCAAUGUUUACGCCUAAAUGAUUUUAUAAACUAAUAAAAAGAAUCUUUCUAUUGUUUGGCAAAAUUAAGUGAAAUAGAAAGAGUUUUUUAUUUAGUAAAAUAAUUAUAUGGAGUGAAAAAUUAAGUGACAAUAAAUGUAAUAUAUUUUUAUUAUUUUGAUUUAAGUUAUUAUUUUAUUCACAAAACAUGUCUUUGAAUUAUGUUUUUGGCUACAUAAUUUUCCAUCGAUUGAAACAAAAAAAAUAGUAAAAAAACAAAACCGAACGUUUAACCAUAUGCAAAACCCAUUUACUUUACAUUUUUGAUUUUAUAAUUGGAACAUAGUUUAUGUUGAUUAACUAAUAAAUAAAAAAAUUGUCUUAUUAUUAUUAUGGUAAUAUAAUUAAUGAUGUGAUGUAUUGUUACAGUAACAAUUAUUGAAAUUGUUUAAUUGAAUGAAAUAUGAAAAAAAUAAUUAAUAUAAUUAUAUUAAUAAAAUUACUAAAAUGACACUAUACUUCUUUUUUAUACUGUUAUUCAUGUUUCGAAACAAUUUUCAUUUAUACUGAUAUUUAUGUUUUCAAAUAAUUCCAAUGUGUACUUCAAUUUUAAUAAUAUAGAUAUAUAUAGAUGUGGAAAAUGAAAUGAAUUCUUGAUGAACCUGGCAAGGCCAAUUAAUAAUUUAUGGGACUUAGUUUCUUAAAAAACGUUGCUGAACAGACUAUACGAUGAGGCCUUCAAGAAACCAGAUAACCUUCAUAUACCUCGAUGAUUCAAUUUCUUACACAGUAUCGGUUCUAACUAAUCGAAAAUUGAGAAAGCUGGUUUAAGAUGUAUUGACCAUUGUAACAGAGAAGAAGACAAAGAUCAAAAACAAAUCCUCUUGGUGCUUAGAGCCUUCGAGGUUACACAAGUGCUAGAUAUCUAUCUAUAUUAUUAAAAUUGAAAUAUUUUUUAAAAAUAAUUUUACUUUACCUUAAUAUUUACUAAUAUAUGCCAUUGAAUUACUAACUAUUAAUUAAUUAAUUAUUUUUUAGACUCUUCUUUAUCCAAACUUACUAUACUUAAAUAUUAUCACUAACCAAACUUACCAAAAAUAGAAUUAUACUUUAGCCGAUUAUUCUCUAACUAACUUUAACAGUAAAUUAAACAAAUUUGUUUAAAAUAUGACUACAAAAUUUAUAUUUUACAUAUUCAUAUACAGUAUUAUUUCAUUUAACAUACAAAAUAUAAGUGUUUUUUGUUAAAACAAGUAAAGUUAUUUUUCAAAUAUAUGUUAAAUAAUUUGAUGAUUAAUAUAAUUCACACACACACACACACAUAUAUAUAUAUAUAUAUAUAUAUGUAUGAAUUAUAAGAAUACAACAAAUAAAUUUUAAUUUUAAUAUUUUCCUAAAAAGAACAUAGAAGUAGAAUUUAUUUGGCAUAUAAAAAACUUAGGGACAUAUCUGUCUAUCUUCUAUAUUAUUAAAUUAUCUUUGAAAAUAACUUUGAUUUCACCUUAAUAUUUACCAACUUGUACCACUGAAUUAAUAACUGUUAAUUAUUUAAUUGUUUUGUUAGUUUUUUCUCUAUCCAAACUUACCAAACUUAAUUAAUUAACCAAAAUGAUUUAUUUUCUUAUAUUAUUCUCUAACCAAACUUACAAAAAUUUAAAUUAAAGUAUAGAAAUAUAUAAAUAAAUACUUAUAUAUAUAUACUUAAAAAUAAAAAUAUGUAGUUUCAAAAAUAAUUUUUCGAUUUUCAAAAAUAAAUUUUGAAAAAUAAAUUCGAAGAAAACAUUAUCUACGAUUUAGUCUACGAUUUAGUCUUUUUCCUCUUUUGUAUUGACGUAGUUAUGAAGUAUGUGUUUUCAUUCGUCUAUAUAUCAUGAACUUAUUUCUCUUUUAAUAAAAUGUAAAAUUAAAAGCAAUUAAGACUUAUGAGAAACCUUCAAGGUUUGAAAAAUCGUCUUCACUUUUUGGUAAGUAUAUACCCAGAAAUGUGAAGGAUGCAAUCAAAACCUCAACAUGAAUAGCAAGUGAAGGAAAAAAAAUGGAUUCUUUUUUUUAUGUCAAUUUUUCUUGUCAGGCGGAGGGGUGGAUUCUUAUCUUGGAAUCCCAAUGGAUAUCAGUGGCUCUAAACAAAAAUUAUUUGCUUUCGUAAAAGAAAGGCUACAAAAUCAGGUUAGUGGUUGGACGGGAUGAUGGUUAUCAAGGAGAGGAAAAUAUGUUCUGAUAAAAUCUAUCUUACUGGUUGUACCUACGUAUGUAAUGUCGACCCUGCUACUACCUGUAGAGACUUGUGAGAAUUUAGUUAGUUCCAUUGCGCAGUUCUUGUGGAGCUUAAACCCACUUAAAAGAGGUAUACAUUGGCAAAAUGGGAAAAGCUAUACAGAUCGAGAGAAGAAGGAGGGAUUGUAUUCAAGAUGAUGAGUUCAAUCUUGCCCUACUAAAAACAGCUGGGGAGACUAGUGCAGUUACCAAAUUCCUUAUUAGCAAGGAUUUUGAGGAAAAAAUAUUUGAGAUGUAGUUCACCUUUUUGACUAAACAAGAUUGACAAUCCAUCAUAUGAAUGGACAAGUAUAAUAGCAAUGAAACCAUUAAUAUCAUUGGGGAUCAAACAAAAGAUACACUUAGGGAAUGAGAUCAGAAUUUGGGAAGACCUUUGGAUACCAAUGAUACCGGCAUGACCAGGCCUAUUGCACAUGUCGUUCAUCCAAUGAUGCCAGUAAGUGAGUUCUUAAUAAGGUGCCCAAAAAGGUAGAAUUCUGGCUACUAGAAAACUACGUCAGUCCAUAAGAUAUCCCGCUGAUUCAAUCUUUGGGAAUAAGUUAAGGAAAUCAUCGGGACGAGUAUUGAUGGAGUUAUAUAAAUAACGUUUAGUACUGUAAAAUCGGGCUACUGGGUAGCAACAAAUUUUCUCAACAAAGAAACGUUGGAGCCACUUCCAGAACCUAGUAUCGCAAAACUACAAGCCUUUGCUUCUCCACCAAAAAUCCAUCAUUUUAUAUGGCAAAUAAUCUAAAUACAACUCUAUGUGACAAAUAACUUAACACAUCAUCAUAUGUGACGCAACAAUCAUUGUCCAAGAAGUGGAGCAGAGAAUGAAACUAUUAACCGCACUAUCUUUGAAUGUCCGGCAAAUUUAAAAACAUGGUCUCUAGCAGCAACCCAUCUCCACUAUUGGUGUUCCCCAGCGCAAGCCAAUACACAAAUGUGGAUUAUCUAUUCUGGCCAAAGAAUGUAUUGAAGAUCCUGAGCUGGAUAAAGACUAAUACCCUUAGAUAAUAUGCUAUAUUUGGAAAGCAUGAAUUAUAAGUUAUCCAGAGGGAUACACAUGGACCCAUUGGAAACUGUCAGACACGCUGAAUCAAAAUGUCAUGCUUAGUUUGAAGCUAAUAGUAAAUAUGAAGAAAUACCAGUGGUGCAACAAUCUCAUGAAUAUGUCUCAACAACAGAGAGAUGUAUGAUAGAUGGAUCAUGGACACAUGACACACUCUUUAAUGGUUGUGGAUGGACAUGGAAAAAUUCUAAAGAAGUAAUUCAACUUUUGGAAGAAAAAUCAAUGCAGAAGAAUCUCACACCUACAUUCGGAACUUGAAGCUUUCUCAUGGGCAAUGGAGUGCAUGCUGUAGCUAUCGAUGUGUCAGGCUUUUGGCACCAAUUGUAAGGAUUUAAUCUCGAUGAUUCAAGAUCCACAAGCAUGGCUGAACUUUUCCACUGAACUGAAGGAGUUGUCAAGACUGAAGAAUAGAUUUUCUGAUUUCUCGAUUGUUUUUAUUUCUUGUUCUGGAAAUGUAUCAUUUGAUUCAUUAACUAAGAUAGCAAAAAAAUUUCAUAUGGAUCUAUAUUACAUUGGUUGUUUUGGUCUUUAGACAAUUUCAAAAUCUUUAUAAAUAAAAUAGAGUUGUCUCUCUCUACAGGCUGCCACAUCAUCAGGAAGCAUGGGGCAUUUUUGGACACAUGUCGUCUCACUAAACAAAAUGUAAAUUCUGUGUAAUCGGUUAUCUCAUUCCCCUUUUUGAAUUGCGCUUUUAUUACAGUUUUGUAUUAAGCCCAAUCCUUUGAAAAAAAUCAUCAGAACCCACAUAACAUUAGGUUUCUUGUUCCUCUUACUAUUGCGACCUCCCACACGAAAUUUUCAAAAACUUUAAUCGCCGUUCCAUCUCCGUAUUUUGUCCUAGCACCGACAGCAUUGACCUCACCACGAAACCUGAUCUGGAAGAUGAAGGAGCCUCGCGCAACGAAGAGUUCAUUGAGGAAAACAAUGCUGAAUUUGUGGAGCAGGCGAUGGUUGAGAAGAUGAGAGACUGCGUUUUGUCCAGAGGAUCGUGGGUUAAGGAUGACGACGAGUAUCCUUUGUAUCAGCCUGGAUCGUGUCAUUAGAUUGACGAAGCUUCUGAUUUCCAGAGGAACAUAAUGCGCGAUUCAGACGAUCUCAAUUGGAGAUGGAAGCCUGAUGGUUGCGACCUUCCAUGUUAUAUCCAUUGGAGACUUUGGAGUAAUCAAAAUAAAAGCAUUGUUCUUCAGGCUGUUGAAGGGGUUCCAAAAUAAAAGCAAUGUGGAUGCUUGACGUCACUACUCCUUCAAUGGAGUCACAAAUGAGUGUAGACUUUGCUAAACUAUUCACCAACUCUUCUUUUUAUCGGAGAAACCAUGAUUUCAUCAAAAAGCUCAGUAUUCCACCACCAGAAUUGAAAUAUCUCUACUUCCGAACUAAGUACUCGCAGCUGUUUUUUACUCAAACCAAAGCUUGCUUCUUGAAACAGUAAUGGUCUAACUGGAGACAUCCUUAGUACAAUGCCAUCCGGUUUCUCAUGAAAAUAUUAGCGUCAUGUUGGGUUUGGUUUUCUGCCAAACAUAUGAACGAAUAUAGGAGCAAGACAUGAAUAAUUUCUUUGGAGCCAUGUACGCUGCGAUACUGUUUCUCGGUGCCACAAACGCUGCAACAGUUGAACUGCUAUCGCCAUUGAGCGUACUUUUUUCUACCGAAAAAGAGUUGCUGGAAUGUACUUAGCCAUCCCUUAUGCAAUCUCUCAGGUGGCCGUGGAAAUCAUGAACAACAUGGUACAACGGGAGUUUACGUGCUGAUCCUUUACUCAAUGAUUGGAUACGACUGGACUGUGGCUAAGUUCUUAUGGUUCUACUACUCAAUGCUAACAAGCUUCAUAUUUCACGCUAUACGGUAUGAUGAUUGUGGCCUUGACACCAAACUAUCAGAUCAAUGGGAUCUGCAUGUCCUUCUUCCUUAGUCUCUGGAAUCACUUCUCCGGUUUACUCAGACCAAGACCGGUACGUCGCAAAUAACGAUAUGGUGGAGAUGGUACUACUGGGCAUACACCAGUGUCUAGGACGUUAGUGCAGAUCGCUGGUGUUGGAGACAUGUGCCUUAAAACUUUGCUGAAAUAUGGGUUCGGGUUCGAACAUGACUUCUUACCAGUUGUAGCUGACGUCCACAUAGGAUAUAUACUACUGCUCUUUGUCUUUGGCUAUGUCUUUGCUUAUGGUAUCAAGUUCCUCAACUUUCAAAAGAACGUGAAGGAAAAAUAGUACCUUUGUAGCAUAGUGUUUGGAAGUUGUUGGAUUCCUGUAAUUUUUCUUUUGUUAUAUAUAUUGUUUUUAUUUGGUUAGAAACAACAAUAAUAACAGUUUAUGUAUGAUUGGUAUCUAUAUGUAAAGUUAUACAUUCUCA
This is a messenger RNA of Brassica rapa (field mustard), 14691 nucleotides long. Its product is annotated as zinc finger MYM-type protein 1. NCBI's taxonomy places the organism in Eukaryota, Viridiplantae, Streptophyta, Magnoliopsida, Brassicales, Brassicaceae. The record is from RefSeq and is a predicted model, not a curated record.